This is a messenger RNA of Sphaeramia orbicularis (orbiculate cardinalfish), 2365 nucleotides long. RefSeq names its product HERPUD family member 2 (gene herpud2). Gene Ontology annotation, molecular function: protein binding. NCBI's taxonomy places the organism in Eukaryota, Metazoa, Chordata, Actinopteri, Kurtiformes, Apogonidae. Gene Ontology annotation, biological process: endoplasmic reticulum unfolded protein response. The record is from RefSeq and is a predicted model, not a curated record.
CGUUUUCUGUGAUCAGCUGUUGUGAGGAUGACGAUGACGUGGCUUCCGGUUUCACGCCCGACAUUGACGACACCAACAAGAAGCGGCGAGAGGAGAAGGGACGAGACGGGGUGACGAAUUGCGGAACACACAGGAAUAAAGGACAGUAAGUGAAGCCCUGUACCCACAUAAGGAUUCCCCACUGAAAUAUUUUAUUUGGAGUGUCCCUCACAGAUAUGGAAGGUGUUGUAACAGGGGCAGACAGAGCCCCUUUUUGAAGAGAGUGGUUUAGGUGGUUUGCCCCUGAGCCCGGACAAUGAGAAUCUGAGGAAUUGUUCUCCUCAGGUCAGUCCUGAGUGUGUAAUAUUAAACAUCCUCUGGGUGUAGGUUCUUCAGUGCCCAGGCCUGUUAGUAAUAUGAACCAUGGAUUCUGGAGCAGUUGAUAGUCCUGUAACCCUGGUCAUUAAAGCCCCCAACCAGAAGUAUGAAGACCAGACCAUUAACUGCUUCCUCAACUGGACCGUGGAGAGGCUGAAGAGUCACAUCUCCAACGUGUACCCUAGCAAGCCGUUGUCCAAAGAUCAACGGUUGGUGUACUCAGGCAGACUCCUUCAAGACCACCUGCAGCUCAGAGACGUCCUCAGAAAGCAAGAUGAAUACCACAUGAUGCAUCUAGUGUGCACCUCUCACAGUCCCCCUGGCUCGCCCAUGCCUCAGAGCCUUUCCAUGGCCACCUCAACUUCCUGCAGCUCCACUAGCUCAGAGAGCGCAAGCUCCUCCUCUCUUGUCACCUCAGCCAAUCAGGAUGGGCAGUUGACCUCUUCGUCCUCUGCCCCAGGACCUUAUGAUGGUCUGAGGUAUCGUGGAGGCCUCCCCCGGUACAACCCUCAGAGCUUUGCACCUCUGGCUGUCCCACAGUGGCCUGAUGAAGCCCAGAUCUCUUUACAAGGAGGCUUCCCUGCUAGUAUGCCCCCCCACCCCAUGUACAUGCCCAUGCAGAUGUUGUGGUGGCAGCAGAUGUAUGCACGUCACUACUAUAUGCAAUAUCAAGCAGCAGUGGCUGCGUCUCAGCCUCCUAGCGCCCCCCCUUCAUCUCCUCCCUCCUCCUCACCCCAUCAGCCCAUCCAGCCCAAUGAAGCAGUGCAGGCCCCGCUGGGUCGUAAUGCUGCUCAAAACCCUUUACCAGAGAACCAGCCAGUUAACCCCAACAUCCAGAUGAAUGCACAAGGAGGCCCGGUGCUGAAUGAGGAUGAGCUGAACCGCGACUGGCUCGACUGGCUCUACACAGUGUCCCGAGCUGGAGUCCUACUCAGCAUUGUGUAUUUCUAUUCCACAUUUAGCCGCUUCAUCAUGGUGGUGGGCGCCAUGCUGCUUGUCUACCUGCAUCAGGCUGGUUGGUUUCCAUUCAGACCUGAGCAGCAAAAUGUAAGAGGAGAGAAAGAGGCAGAGCUGCCCGAGGAAGCAGAAAGACAUCAAGAACAUACGGAAAUGGAACGUCUGAUGGAUGAUGGGAUGGAGGAUGAUGACAGUGAUGAGGAAGGAGCUGGGGGUUCUGAUGAUCAGGCCCAGGCUGCUGCUGCAGCUGUUGCUGCUGCUGGUGGACUCCCAGAACCAGGCUUUCUUACCACUGCGUGGUCUUUCAUCAGCACCUUCUUCACCUCACUUAUUCCAGAGGGACGACCCCACCCAGCCAACUAGAAGAGCCUGCCCCUCUGCUCUCUGAUUCCCCAUAGAUCAUCAUCUCAUGACACCCUGCUUCCUUCUCCUGCCUGCCAAUGGGCGUCUAUAUGCAGGAUGUGUCCUGUCCUCUUAACUGUCCUAUUGUCAUACAUCAGAAACUGUUGACCUCAGACCACACAGCUCAUCUCCUUGGUAAUAGACCUCCUCAUGCUGUCAGUAAACAGACUGGGACUGUAAAUAGGUUACUGUGAAGAGCAGACAUAAUGUGUCUGUGACCUCUGGAUGAGGUACAAGAAAGUAAGAAGAGAGUACCUGAAAGAUAACACGUUUGUGCUUGAGCAGAGGACAUUUUUAAUUGAUUGUGAACUUGAUCUAUGAUUAUGACAAGACCCUGGAGGGAAUGGUCUUCCGUUUUAUACAGUGAUAAAGUCAAGUAAAGUUAAUCAAACUGACUGAGAUCACAAACACACAAACUGAAUCAACAUUCUCCCUGAAAUAUGAGGGAGAAGUGAGUCUUAAACCAUGAAACACCACAUCUGUAAUGACAUUUUCAUGUGCACAUGACGUGCAUAAAUACAUUGCAGCUAUUGAAGCACAUAGUUUACCACUUUAUGUAUGUGAACAUUAUCUAUUUACACAUACGAGUAUGUAUAUGCAUCUUUAAUUCCUGUUAUUAUGCUUUUUUGAAUAAAAGCCUCAGCAGUUU